GGUUUGCUACUGUACAAAUAACUGUACAAUAUCGCUCUAUAUUUGUACUGUUAUUUGGACGAUAUUCGCUGCAGUCGGAUAAUAACUGACAAUGUUGUACCAUGAGUGUCAGCUAUCGUUGUAAAUUCUUUCCUGGAGGGCUUAAUACUUUCUUCUCGACAACUAGUUAUUUUUAUUUGCAGGAAGAAAAUCAAACAAAAAGAAAAAUUUAAUUCAAAAAAUGUUCUUCUCUUUGCCCGUUGGAGCUGAAUUACCAAUUUAUUACACUCAUAAGCAAGUGCCAGUAUCACAUAAAAAGAGCACGGUGGCUGAUUCUGAAGUUACCGAUAGUGAAGGUAGUAGAUAUUUUUCUGAGGAAACCAGUGGCCCCUUUAGGUCAAAUACGUGGGGAUUGCAACAACCUCUUGAAAACGAAGAACUCUCACCUGAUUUAGAAACAAGGACAAUAGCGAAACAAAAUGUUCUUCCUUCCAGUGAAGGGGACUUGAGGUUUCAUGGGAUUGGAGGACAAUAUCUACGGCCUCGAACAAUCGAUAGAUAUCGAGUAUUGAAGAAUAGAGGCCAGUUUUUUAAAAGGCCAUCUAGAACACAGCGAAUUCUGAACGUGUAUAGAAGGUCAAAGACACCAGGAUUAAAGAUGACAAGAAGAGAUGUUUCCAAAACGAAGAAAACCUCUUUACUAAAACAAAACAAUGAGUUCAGUAAAUUAGAAAAUGCCGGUUAUAUAACGAAAGGUAAGCAUACAAUUUAA
This is a messenger RNA of Orbicella faveolata, 751 nucleotides long. RefSeq lists its product as uncharacterized. The record is from RefSeq and is a predicted model, not a curated record. Lineage: Eukaryota; Metazoa; Cnidaria; Anthozoa; Scleractinia; Merulinidae.